CAGACGAAAUUUAAGCUUCACUCAUUUUCUUUCUCUUAUUUUUUUUCCUCAUCCAACUCGAUUCAAAAAUAAUUUUAUACAACUCGGUGCUCACUUUCACUUCUUCCCCUGCCGGCAGGCCUGUUUGUCAAGGUUUUCUUUUUCUACUUCUUCAAAACUGAAAAAAAGGUUUUUAGGCCGCAGCAGCAGCAACAAUUUGCUCUUUGCAUUCAUACAGAAAUGAAAAACGAAUGCUCCAAUCACUAUUGGGAAGAAGAAAAAAAAGUCCAUCAGUUAGUGUAGUAAGGGGACGACAUAGAUAAUGCGCUUAAUUGCCUGAUUAGAUCGAAUCUUUCGCCGCCUAGUUCACCCCAAGGUUCAAAAAUCGUCACCACGUGAUUGUUCAUGGGACCUCGUGUUUUCAGUUUUGUGAACUUAGCGUAAGAAGUCUUGUCCGAAUUUUCGUCUGGAUGUAGCUGGAAUUUUCGAAACUGUUUUGCGCUGCUUGUUUUGGCUGUGCGUGAAAUGGGAAGCAUGUUUUUUCAAGAAAGCUUCACCAGUAGCGUUGAUUUUCCAACUUACAUACCGUGGCAAACUUUAUCUUCGGAUCUUUCGGACAAAUUAAAGCAUGGAUCGAUCCGAAUUAAUCGGAGCAAUAGAGUCGAAUAUGCCACCAUACAAGAGGAAGGCACGCCUUUACUCGAGAACGGAACCCGUAAGGGUGAUGGACCCAUUACUGAUGGUUCAAUUGUUACAGAAGCAGUCAAAGGAGGUACCAGCUGGCCUGUCGCCUCUUUUCUUCUGGUCAAUGCCGCCCUCGGAGCCGGUGUCCUCAAUUACCCUUAUGCUUACGAUAAAGCGGGAGGAGUAUAUUUCGCUGCAUUUUUACAAGUCAUUAUGAUGUUCAUUUUAAUCUGCACUAUGUUAGUGCUGGUGCACAGCGCUGACGUAAACCGUGACACCACGUACCACGACGUCCUAUUGUCUUUAUGUGGCAGGAGAGCGCAGCAGUGUGCCGCUGUUUCAAUUCUCCUAACAUGCUACGGAAUAUGUAUCACUUUUUUAAUCAUCAUCGGAGAUCAAUACGAUAGAUUGUUUUUGUCAUUAUUUGAAAAAGAAUUUUGCAUCAGUUGGUAUUUGGAUCGGCGUUUCACCAUAGCAAUUACGGCUUUUAUUUUCAUUCUGCCCAUGUGUUACUUCCAAAGGUUGGAUUUUCUAAGAUAUGCCAGCACUCUUGGAAUAUUUGCGAUGUUGUAUCCUGUCUUCCUCACAGUUUAUGAAUAUUACAAAUUAGGCGCAACGCAGGCUGGAAAAGUGAAAGUCUUCCCAGAUAGUGCAGUGCAAGUUUUUGUUGUUAUACCAGUCUUUUCCUUUGCAUAUCAGACUCAUGAAAUUGUUGUUCCUGUGUAUGCUUGCAUGAAAGAAAGAAACAUACGAAAUUUUACAAAGGCAACAUUUUUGGCCAUGGGAAUCCUGUUCUUCAUCUAUUGCAUGGCUGGAAGUUUUGGUUACGUAACCUUCGGCAGCAAUAUUGCUCCUGACAUUAUGGAACAGUACAAUGCAAGAGAUCCCAUUGUGCUAGUAGGGAUAGGAGCACUGGUGAUAAAAAUGAUUACUACAUAUCCUCAGCUUGUUCUUUGUGGCAGAGGAGCUUUGGAUGGUUUGUAUGCUGAAUUUGCCAACCUCACCACUGAUCAGUUCAUCAAGGGAGAAUUCAAAAGAAGAAUUGUAGUCACAUCCCUCUGGUUCUGUACCACAGUUCUGUUGGCUGUUCUUGCACCGAACAUUGGAGUCGUCAUAGAGCUUUUAGGAUGUCUGGCAUCUGUCAACAUUUUUAUAUUUCCCGGUUUGUGUUUAAUAGCAUUGUGCUUCCGAAGUGAUGAGUAUUUGGAGAACUGGAAAAGCCAGGCAAAAGUAGCUGUAGCAUGUGCCAUGAUAGCAUUUGGAACAUUUGUCUUUGGUGUUGUCUUCACGAAAGUGAUUAUGUACGAUAUGAUGAGCCACGGCAGCCCUAGCCCCGCCCCUUCUCAUUUCAAGUGCAGCUGAUGAUGAGUGUAAUGUCUUUUACUUCAACACAUUUUGUGUCCAAAAAAUUCCUUCUAGGCAUAGUGAUUUGUCUUAAGAUAGAACUUCAACUAGGGUGUUUAUUGCCAGCAAAGAGUUCAUAACAUUUCAGAUGACAUCAUUUAGUUGCUAACCACAAGACUUUUAGAACAGUAAUUAAGAAUAAAGUACUGUGCCAACAAAAUUUGAUUUAAAAACAUCAAACCUGUGCCAUAUGAGGAACUCCGAUCUUCUCAUAUCAAAUACAGCAAAAAAUAUAAAUAAAUAAUACAAUAUUAAAACAAUGUCAAAAAUGUAUAAAUGAAUUUGCAAAGUCUCCACAUUUCUAAUGCAAAUUCUGCAUACCUACAUACUAUUACUAAGAAUAAGAUAAUAGUUUUAUUAUUGUGUAGUGUUCUACCAGGAAGAAUCAUUACUUUUGUACUGAAUUCGGUUGCAAGUAAAUGUGUAACAAAUCCACGUCAAGUGUAAUAUUGAUAUUAGAUAUUCUCCAAGGUUUAAUUCAAAAAUAUAUUUAAGAUAAUACCGUUAUUGUAGCAUCUAUGUAUUCAUUGCAAUCGAAAUAGGAAUAGUACUUUCCUUAUGUAAUAAUAAUAUGGUGAAAAUGAACUAAAAUUUUUAUUAUGAAUUUCCAUACAAAAAUUUGCACAGGUUCAAUGACAGUUGGUUUUGCUUUAAAAUUCUUUUUCCAAUUUUAAAAACUGGCGAUUUGAAGAACUACAAUUAACAAAAAACUAUGCCAAAAUUGUUAAGUUUGUGCCAUAAUUAAGUCUUUUACCAUAGACUCUUUUUUAUAAUUAAAAACGUUAUGGUUUGAAUGUUUUUCAGACAAGUACAAGUUUAUUAGAGUAGUUCAAGAAAUGAGAUCUUUUUUUAAAGGGUUGCACAGUCGUCCUCGGGGGCUACACUUAAGAGACAUGGCGAUUGGUAAAGUUGUGUUUUUAAAAAAGAAUGGUUAAAUUUUAAAGGAUGUUUUGAAAAAUGCCAAUUUUAUAUGAUAAAUUGUCAAUCAAAGGCAUUUCAAAACUUAACAUUUGUACUUGUCAGUGAUUUCCUUAAUUUAGUUUUAUUUAAAAAAUAUUUUAUGUAAGGACAUUGAUGUUUUGAAAUAUUUGCUUUCUGUCUGAUUUUAUUAUAUUAAUGAAUUCGCUGAGGAUUAUGAUUUUAUGUCUGAACUUUCAU
Messenger RNA from Parasteatoda tepidariorum (common house spider), 3225 nucleotides. Its product is annotated as sodium-coupled neutral amino acid transporter 7. Gene Ontology annotation, cellular component: membrane. The record is from RefSeq and is a predicted model, not a curated record. NCBI's taxonomy places the organism in Eukaryota, Metazoa, Arthropoda, Arachnida, Araneae, Theridiidae. Gene Ontology annotation, molecular function: L-amino acid transmembrane transporter activity. Gene Ontology annotation, biological process: amino acid transmembrane transport.